GCGGAGGGGAGGGGCGGCGCCCGCCAAGUUGGGCGCUAAGGCGAGGGCGCCGCUUCCUCCUCGCCCUCCCGGCCCUCGCCGCACGGCUGCACGGGCAGGCAGCAGCUCCGCCGCCCCCCCCCCCAGCAUGGACAACAAACCCCUGCUGCAGGACCGGCCCCCCGCCUACAGCCCCGCUGCCCAGGGCGCGGGCUACGACUACGGGCAGAGCAACUACGGCGCCAUCCCCCCCCCGCAGCCCGGUUUCCAGCCGCCCCCACCCUACCCCUACCCGGGCGCCGCGGCUGCCGCAGGUUAUGCUGUUCCUCCACCCAUAUCACAACCAACCUAUUCCAGCACGUACACCAUUAUUCAGCAGCCUGCUACCACCACCACAUCUGUAGUAGUGGUUGGUGGCUGUCCUGCCUGCAGGGUUGGCGUGUUGGAAGACACCUUCACCUGUCUUGGUGUUUUGUGUGCUAUUGUGUUCUUUCCAAUUGGGAUUCUGUUCUGUCUUGCACUGAGGCAGAGAAGAUGCCCUAAUUGUGGGGCAGCUUUUGGCUGAGGGGACGAACGUGGACGUGCUUGUGGGAGCUACAACUGUUAGCAUACUCUUUCUAAUGUAAAUGUCAUGUACAAUCAUUUUAUUUGCUUCAGACCUGUUUUGUAAAGUGUGAAAAAAAAUUUAGUCUCUUGCAUGUAAUUUAAACAUAAUCUUUUAUGAGCAUGUGCAUUGCAAAACAUGAAAACCCAACUUGUUUUCCAUGUUUAGUGGCACCUGUUGACAACUAAAUAAAACUGCUUUUCCUUUUGCAAUCCUCAA
Calypte anna (Anna's hummingbird) is the source of this 802-nucleotide messenger RNA. RefSeq names its product brain protein I3 (gene BRI3). The record is from RefSeq and is a predicted model, not a curated record. The coding region runs from base 128 to 544 and encodes 138 amino acids. The transcript has 3 exons. Lineage: Eukaryota; Metazoa; Chordata; Aves; Apodiformes; Trochilidae.